CCAUACAGCUUCCUACGGUAGUGACCCUUAAUAACCAUAACAACAACAACAACAACAACAACAAGAGGACAAAGUCUUGGUGGGAUACACUCACUGCUGAUAAGUGUUUUAUAUGUCACUCUGACUCGUCGUUUAUAGUUUUAUGUAGAGCAAGGCCUGGGGUUUCAUCACAAUGAAUAUACCAACAACAUUGUUCCACCUAAUCAUAGCCAUUCACUAUGGAUAUGGCAUAAAUGUGUAUUUGUUUGAACUAAGCCCCCCAAAAGACUUUUUGGAACUGAGGAAAAUUGGUGGUGGACCAUUUAAAUACCUUACUUUCUGGGAUAUGUUGCUGCAGUUCUCCUACUUCACAAUAGCAUUUCUGAAUGACAUUGUUGGAACCAGCACAACCAUAGUGAAGAAUCGCUCAUCUUUACAGAAAGUCUGUGAUCUGUUUUUCUCAACUGUUGUGUUUGCAGUUGGUUCAUUUGUUACCAUCUCAUUUUGGGGUUUAUACAACAUCGACCGCAACCUUAUCUUCCCACCGGAGUUUGACAGUUGGUUUCCAUUGUGGUUGAACCACAACAUACACACCACACCGUUAGUGGGAGUCCUGAUCGAACUCUACUUUGUACCACACAUAUUUCCUAGACGGAAAACGGGCCUAGGAGUGGUGGCAGUGCUCGGCUUGCUGUAUCUUAUAUGGGUGUGUGUGAUUGCUUAUCGAAGUGGCCACUGGGUUUAUCCAAUCUUAGCAGAUUUGCCAGUGGUUGGACGUGCAGUGUUUAUAACAAUCAUGGCUAUGCUCAUCAGCUCAUUUUACAUUUUGGGUGAAGUUUUGAAUAAAAAUAUAUGGGGAGUGGAACUACACAACAAGAAGAAGAAGAAGAAGAAGUAGAAAGGAUGCAGAGCAUUAAGUUAUUUAUAUCUUGAGUAAAUAAAAACAGAUAUUAAUGCUAAAACUGUCCAAACGUAGGGCUACAUUCGCACGCGUAGCGCUCCAAACAUAGACUUACGUUCGAUUUUACAUUGUUUCUUAUGUAAAAAAUGCAGAUCUACGUUUGGAGCGUUACGUGUGCAAAUGUAGAUCUAUAUUUGGACAGUUUAAGGGUUAAAGUAGAUACUCAAGUAAAGUUCAUGUAGUCCUUGUUAUACCUCAAAGAUGUACAGUAUUACUUAAAAAGGGCGGCUUGAAAGUAUCACAACGUAAAGGUUUCUUGGACUUAUAUGACUUUGUUAUUGUACACUGUCUUAUUUCUUAGAAAUUCCAUAUAUAUUAUAUACAUUCCCAUUAGUAUUUAUGAUGUGUUUGAGCUGCUACAGGCCUGAAGCGCUUGUGCAGUAUAAAAUAAGGGGCAUCUGUAAAGCAAAAUUUUUAAUUUCCCAUUGACUUAAUGAGAGAAAUAAGAAGACACUUUCAACAAAGACAUCUUUUAUUAAUUUGAUGUUUCACCUACUGGAGGCUUUAUGAUAAAGCUCCAAGGGGGUGAAACAUCAUAGUAAUGAAAACUUUCUUUGCCCUUAGUGUCUUUUUACCGCCAGUUUUCGCUUAAUAGCCAUUAGUAUUUUUUGGUACCGUAGACAUUUUUAGUAAAACGUUUCUGAAGUGUCAUAAUAUUGAGAGGUAUGUUUUAUGUCAGGGGCCAUGUCUAUAUGCCUGUUUUGGCCCCUUUCCGUAAGAACAUGUCGAAUCCAGCUCUGGUCUAGUUGUCUUUAGACACAUGUCAUUUUAAUAUGGGGAUUAUUAUUAGGAGACUGAUAUGACUAAAUGAAAUGUGAUCUUUAUUAUAAAAGAAUCCAUAUAAAACUUAGUAUGUGAUACAAAGCUCUCUCUCUUGUAGUGUUAUACAUAAGAGUACAUGUUGUCUGGAACUCAGUAAUCUAGAGUGAGGAAUUGUGUUUAAGGGUGAGUGCCUAAAUCUGCACAGAAGAGUGUAUGAAUCUACUCAGUGCUGUGAAUAUACUCAGAGCAAAGGAGGUGAACCUACUGCCCUGAGUUGGACCUUACUCAGAGUGAGUAGUGAGAACCUACUCUGAGCGAGUGUGGGAACCUGCUCAGAGCAAGGGUGGUGAACAUACUGACUACCACUGAGUGGUAAGCGGGCGUCAGGUCGAUCACGUGACUGAGGGAGACGUCAGUACCUGAACUGCUAUCCGGCUCUGUAAUUAGUGGUUUCCCGCUACAUGACAAUAACAAUAUUAUGAAUGCCUAACAAUAUAAUAUAACAAUAUUACCAAUAACACACAUAUA
Molecule: messenger RNA, 2230 nt
Organism: Cherax quadricarinatus
Lineage: Eukaryota; Metazoa; Arthropoda; Malacostraca; Decapoda; Parastacidae
Source: RefSeq, a predicted model, not a curated record